Messenger RNA from Tuber melanosporum (Perigord truffle), 574 nucleotides. RefSeq lists its product as uncharacterized. The transcript is spliced from 4 exons. The record is from RefSeq and is a predicted model, not a curated record. Lineage: Eukaryota; Fungi; Ascomycota; Pezizomycetes; Pezizales; Tuberaceae. Bases 383 to 574 code for a protein of 63 amino acids.
GAGGAUGUCCCCAGAAAUUUUUGAUAUCAUACAGAGGAUCGACCUGGGCGAGUCCGAGUGAUAUUGGAGGGGAGGAGCGUGGGGGGCUCGAUCCGAGCGAGCCCUAGGUCUCUCUCCCUCUCUAUGCAGUGCUCUAGAGCCAUCGCAGGGAAAUGUGGUACAGUAUGCACAGUACCCCUUCGAAAUACCGGCACUGUUGUUGGGUGGGCGGGUGAGUAGUCGUCCCCCAAAUCAGGAUCUGGAUAGAUUACAUCGACCUGUUUUCUUUCCUUCUCCGCUUGUUCUUCUGGGUUUACUGGAUAUUCCCUAUCUGGAAAAACUUUCGCGCGACCUCCAGCGUCGAGUUAGUUCUACUGAUACUAGCACCGGGGACAGCUUCUCAAUGUCACGUCGCCACUCUGCCACUUAUACAAUUUCUAGAAGUAAAGGAUCCGGUGAGAGGGACCAUUCCUAUGCGGUCCUGAGCCUGCCUGCCAAAGAGGGGUAUCACUUGGGUGUGUCGAGAUGCGGUAUAUCAUAUGCUUCGGAACCGUGGGAGGCUACCGGAGGAGAGGGACAGAACCCUCUCCGAUGA